AUGCCAUCAGUGUUUACUCAAUGUUUAACUUGCCAUCGAUUGUGUUCACCAUUUUAUUGUCAAUUAGAAGGUUUUGUUUCUUAUUUAAAUGGUUGCGUUCAUAUGUUUACGCUAAUGAUGAUAUCAGUUAUUCGUUAUGCUACAGUUUUUGAAACCAAUAUACAAAAUCGUUUUAUUGGUCAACAUUCAUAUUGGACAGUUAUAGUUUGUUGGUUAUUUGGUCUUAUUUUUGCAUUACCACCAUUAUUUAAUUGGAAUAAAUAUACACCUGAAGGAAUUGGUUUUCAUUGUGGACUAAAUUGGUUUGAUCGAUCACUUAGUUCACGUAUAUAUUUUAUAUUAGCCUUUGCAUUCAUUUACUUCAUUCCAUUAGUUGUAUUAUUAGUUAUUAAUAUAUAUGUUUACUGUAAAAUUCGAUCUUUACUUUAUGGUGCAACAAGAAUAUUACAGUCCAAUCUUUUUGUAAAUGUAUCUUAUCAAAAACAUCAAUCAACUUCAUGUACUUCAUCAUCAACUAGUAGUUCAGCAACUAAAUGUGAAAAACUUGGUUUUGUUAUAGCAGCGAAUUCAGCAAACGUAAGUUCUCGAUUAGGUAUUUCUUCAGCGACACAUGCUUUUCAAAUGAAUUAUCUUAUGCGAUUAAAUCGUUUAAAAGCUGAUCAACGUUUUGCUUUAGCAACAAUAUUUUUAGUAAGUGAAUAUUUACUUAGUUGGACACCAUAUGCUAUUGUGGCCCUAUUGUAUUUAUUUAAUGUACAGUAUAUUAGUCAACAAUCAAUAUUGAUGACAAUAUGUGCAUUUACUGCCAAGAUUUCAAUGAUUCUAAAUCCAUUGAUUUAUCUAGCAACAAUAAAAACUAAUGUAUUCAAAUCGAUAUUGUAUUAUCGUAACUGUUCGUGUUGUUAUUGUCGAAUUAAAAGAAAUAUUACAGUUGCAUAA
Messenger RNA from Rotaria sp. Silwood1, 939 nucleotides. NCBI's taxonomy places the organism in Eukaryota, Metazoa, Rotifera, Eurotatoria, Philodinida, Philodinidae. The record is from the annotation of a GenBank genome assembly.